Dentiscutata erythropus is the source of this 2007-nucleotide messenger RNA. The record is from the annotation of a GenBank genome assembly. NCBI's taxonomy places the organism in Eukaryota, Fungi, Glomeromycota, Glomeromycetes, Diversisporales, Gigasporaceae.
AUGGAAUUUAUAAAUACUGUAGAUGAAGUUAUAGAUGAAGUUGGUAACGAGUUAUCCGAGGAAAUGAUGGAUUGGACUGUUAUAAAACACAGUGAAGGAUUUAGUUUAACCCAAUAUAUUGAAGGAGCUGUAGAAAUUGGUAAAAUUCUUAAUCAUACAGUUAUCGCAGUAUUAACAGGCAAUUUUGGAGCACUUGUCGAUGAUAUCGUUUCAUACGCUCUAGCAGCUAAGCAUUGUAAAGCUGAAUGUAAACGUCUUAGUGAACAAUUUAAAAUAGCACGUGAUUCAGCAAAGGAAUUAUUAGAUCAAUUAGAAGAAACGCCUAGAGAGGUAGAAAAUAAAAAUUUUAUAUCUGCAUUAAAAGCAUUUGCUAUCGUUUUAGAAGAUGGUCGAGCUGUUGUAAAGCAACAUGCUGAAGCAAAAUAUGGAUUAAAAAUCUUUUUUGCGAAAAAAUUUGCUGCUGAAUUUCAAGAUAUUGAAGAUCGAUUAGAUCAAGCGUGUAAUCGACUCAAUUUCGCUAUUAAUAUUCGUCAUUUUGUUGAUAGUCAAUAUGCUGAAGAAAUUCAAAAAGCAUGGCAUGAGGAAGAUAAAAUUGCGUUCGCAGAAUUAAAUACUAUGGUUAAAGAAUCUUUAAAAGAAAUUCGUAGUUAUAAACUUUUAUCAACUCCACCUUUAGAUUUAGGUACAAGAAUUUAUCUAAAGGAGUUAUCUGAAAUACAGCAAUUUAAAACGGACAGACUUUUUACGGCUAAUUAUCACACUGUAGAUAGCGACAGAGAGAAUAAAGUUAUAAAAGCUGUCAUAAAAGUAACAAUGGCUCAAGAAACAGUGGCGGAUGAUGUAUCAAAAUUUGCACUAGAAAUUGCAUAUUUAAGAAAAUUAGUCUCAUGCCCAAAUAUUAUUAAUCUUAUUGGUGUUACUAAUAUUCGUGGAAAUCUGUCAUUAGUUUUGGAAUAUUGUGAAAAUGGUGAUUUACAAGAUUUUAUUGCAUUGGGUAAAUUGAAAGGUGAUUGGGGAAAGAAACGUAGCAUCGCUUUGGGAUCCCGUUGGACCAAUACAGGAAGUCUUGGGGUGGUUGAUUCAUUUGAGGAACAAAUUCGGUGGACUGCGCCAGAACGUCUUGGUGAUAAUGUAUCAACUUUUACCGAAGAAUGUGAUAUUUUUUCGUUCGGCAUCGUGUUUUAUGAAAUUAUUUGUGAAAAAUUCCCAUGGGAAGGCUUAAAUUUAAGCGAUGUUUAUAAAGCUAGAAACGAAGAAAAGGAACUUACUCUACCUUCUUAUAUACCACCUGCUAUAUCAUCUAUUUAUACUAAUUGUACUCACACAGAACCGAGUAAACGGUUCAAAUCUGAUAAGAUUAUUGAAUAUCUUGAAGCAAUCCGACCUGAAGAUUUGGAAAGCGCCAUACAGUUUAAUGGAGGAAAUAAAGAAAUAGUUAAUGACAUAAUUACAGAAGAAAAAAAUAAUUAUCUUAAGCCUGCAUCUGUUCGUUAUCUCUCUAUUUCAGAUAUCUCUGAUGAGGAAGAUAAUAAUCACGGUUCAUCUCCAAAAGAAAUAUUAGAAAUCGCUGAAAGACAUCAUCAACUUCGGGAUUAUGUAAAAGCAAGGUCUGAAUAUGAAAAAGUUAAAGAUGACUUCCCACACGCUUCAUUCCGGUUGGGUGAAUAUUAUUAUUUUGCUAAAGGCGUUACCGAAGAUAUUCCGCUAGCUGUUCAGUAUUUUGAACAGGCUAUCGAAGGUGGUGAUGGUGAUGCAACGGAUAUGAUGGGUUAUUUAUAUUUAACUGGCAAAGGGCAUCAGAAAGAUAGAGUAAAAGCUGUAAAAUUCUUUACACAAGCUGUAGAAAAAGGAGUACCUCAUGGGAUGUACCAUUUAGGUGUUUGUUAUUUCAAGGGUCUUGGAGGUUUGAAAAUAGAUUUGGAAGAAUCGAAAAAAUUAAUGUUGAAGGCUGCAAAUUUAGGGAAUGAAGAAGCUAGAAAUUUUGCCCACCAACAACAAUGGAUUUAA